AUGACAAGAAUCCGGACACACGAGUCACUGGAAUGGAACCUGCGAUACCAGAAGACGUCUCACAGUACUUUAUCGGAAAGCAUGAGGUACAAGAAUGUCUUAAAGGGCAAAGUGAGUCAGAUCUACACACACACAAGAUAAACUGUAAGAAAAAUCCUGGCCAUACAGGGUUUAUUCCUGCAAAAAAGUUUAGAAAAGAACAUCUUCCUCCCGGUUACCAGGACAGUGACGUUUAUGACGUAGUUAAUGGUGAAAUGUAUGUGACAGUAAGGAUAACCGUAAAGUUCACCAGUCCACACAGACCAAAGUUUGUAGUAGGUACUCAAGACCCAUAUCCUUGCUACAGCAGCAGAGGGAAAAGAUUACUGAGGACAGGGACUGGAAAAGUAGAUAGUGUUUACUACGAUAAAGAAGGAGUUAACAAAUGCCCAUGUCCUGAAUGUGAAACCUCGAUCAAACCAAAAAAAAAAUUUGCCCACAUUCGUGUACUAACUGCCAGACAUGUAAUAUAUGAUUCAAGUGAGGCGAGCCGGGCCAGCUGUAGGUUGUGGUUUGAUGAUGACCAAAGUCCAGUAGUCAACAUUUAUGGGUGGAAGGCGCAUGGCUCCUCCCCUACUGACCAAGAUUGGACUAUCUUGGUUUGUUUGACUCAUGACUUAGAAAUACCUGAAAAACUUUUAAAUGUGAUUAGGAGAUUUAGAGAUGUGUGGCUUAAAGCAAACGAAAAAUAUGAAAGUCGUGUUGAGGUGGACAAGCUGGCAAUCAUAGUGUCACAUCCUCAUGGCUGUUCUAAGCAGGUCUCUGUAGGUCGCUGGGUACACAGACAAGAGAUUGGUAGAUACUCGAGAUACACGUACACAGCGUGUACAUGCCCUGGGAGCAGUGGCGCACCAGUCUACAAGCUAGGGCGGACUGACCAUCCCCACAGUGGGGCCCAUGCCAGUGGAUCUAACUACAGUACAGCUAUGAUUGACAUGGAUUAUAGCUGUGGGGGAGAGGAUCUAAACGAAAAGCGAAUGAGGGAGCACAAAGCUUCAAUGGAUGGCUUCCUCCCAUAUUAGGCCAUUUUACAGUCAAGGCAUAUUUUUUUUAAACUUUAGAAACAACUUAUU
Physella acuta is the source of this 1112-nucleotide messenger RNA. RefSeq lists its product as uncharacterized. The record is from RefSeq and is a predicted model, not a curated record. NCBI's taxonomy places the organism in Eukaryota, Metazoa, Mollusca, Gastropoda, Physidae.